Molecule: messenger RNA, 502 nt
Organism: Neocloeon triangulifer
Lineage: Eukaryota; Metazoa; Arthropoda; Insecta; Ephemeroptera; Baetidae
Exons: 3
Coding region: 65-394 (109 amino acids)
Source: RefSeq, a predicted model, not a curated record
UCUGGUAUAAAAAGACCGUGUGAUCAUUUAGUUAAUUCAGUAACAGACCAGCCACACUCGCAAGAUGAUGAAACUGUUGAUGCUCAUUUUUGCUGUCCAGCUGGUGGUUUCUUCAGCUUUUGUUCCGACCCCCUUUAGUGCUAACGAAAAUCAUACUGAAGUGGCAAAUCAUACUGAUAUAACUGGUCACACCGAGAAUCAUACCGAGAAUCACACCGAGAAUCAUACUGAUGCAAGUAGAUCUACCGUCAGUGCCCGCUCCAGUACUGUGAGUGUGUCUACGUUGAAGGCCGGUUCUACAAAGGCCGCUAAGACAACUGUAACAAAAAUUACUACGACCAAACCACCGAAGACAACCAAAGCCGCAAAGACGACCAAAGGUAAAAGUGGAUAAACGUGUGGAGGAAUCCCACUUAGUGAAUUCUACGUUUUCCAUUAUUGGGCUGGAAAAUCCUUUAAUAAAAAAAUAAAUCAAAAUAUGCAAUAAAAACUACUUACUUUA